Drosophila hydei is the source of this 4780-nucleotide messenger RNA. It is a transcript of the gene Asap, whose product is annotated as arfGAP with SH3 domain, ANK repeat and PH domain-containing protein. Gene Ontology annotation, molecular function: GTPase activator activity; protein binding. The record is from RefSeq and is a predicted model, not a curated record. NCBI's taxonomy places the organism in Eukaryota, Metazoa, Arthropoda, Insecta, Diptera, Drosophilidae. Gene Ontology annotation, cellular component: cytoplasm. The transcript is spliced from 13 exons. Gene Ontology annotation, biological process: positive regulation of GTPase activity. The coding region runs from base 1017 to 4517 and encodes 1166 amino acids.
CGAGGACAUGUAAGAAUCAACUUAGUUAAAUUUAAUUGUUAUAAGUGGUAUCAUAUGUGUGGCCAGCCCUGAAACUCAUUGCCAUCGUGCUGGCUGUACGAGUUUUGUGGCUUGGUCAUUUUUAGUACUUUUUAUAUCAUAAAGUAUAGACAACAUUGUUACAUUGUACGCGACAACGACGACGCCAGCAGAGCAGCAAAAAUUGCAAUAUUAAUAAUAUUUAAUCCUAACUCCGGUCCGGGCUAGUCGUAAAUAAAUAAAUACAACAAAAAAUCGCCAUUAAUUAUGGUCAAUUGCUAGGCAAUGAAUGUUGAGUGAUAGCAAUGUGACAAAAACAGUUGCAGUUGGGUGUAAAUAUGCGCGGCGCAUUUCUCUACUACUGUAACAUUAAUUGCGCUUCGACUGCGACUGCGACUCGAAUUUUGCUGCAAGAUGAGGCGAUCAGGUGGCGCGCCUAAAAAGUGUACGACAAACAACAAAAAAAGGUUUGUGCGUAAAAUAAAUGUACAACGGCAGCGUGUGUAAAAGUGUUUAACAUCUAAAAAGGAAUAACGUGAAAAUCGCUGCAUAAAGGAAGAGAGAAAUACUUUAGUGCUCCUAUACAGACUAACGUGCCAACACCAAUACCGCUGUACAAACGCACACUCUCACGCACUCACACACACGCACGCAUACAAACGGAACGUAUACUCUAAACACGAAGAGAGAGCAAAACGUAAACGUUGUCGCUGUUAUCCUGCUUAUUCCUGUUGCCUCAGUCGUGUGAUCCUUUAUUGUUGCCCGCAGCGGCAGCAGCUGUGCCGUCGUGUCCGGGUCGUGUUUCAGCUUUGCCUUGCAGUCUUCGUUACUCGUUUAUUUGUUGCUAUUGUUGUUGUUGUUGCCUGGGUGUCCUUGAAGUUCGCUAGUGCGCGCCCGUUGUGCUGUUUUCAGUGUGUGCAAAGUUACAACAACAAAAAAGAAAAAAAGAAGAUACAAAAAGUGUGCCCAGCAGCAAGUGAAGCAACAACAAUAUAAAAAUGCCGCCAGCUUUAAUUGGCAUCGCCGAGUUCGUGGAGGAGACGCGCGACGAUUAUAAUUCGCCCACCACCUCCACGUUUGCCUCCCGCAUGCCGGACUGCCGUCAAACGAUUAGCAUAUUGGAAGAGCGCUUGGAGUUUGAUCGCGAGGGUCUAACAAAGCUGAAGAAGGCCGUCAAAGCCAUACACAACUCUGGCAAUACUCAUGUGGACAAUGAAAUGUUUAUGGUGCGUGCGCUGGAGCGUUUGGGCGGCAAGGUCAUUGAUCAGGAUGAGCCCGAUAUUGGGGCGGCGUUUCUCAAGUUCUCAGUGGUCACCAAAGAGCUCAGUGCGCUAAUGAAAACACUGAUGCAAAAUAUCAACAACAUUGUCAUGUUUCCGGUGGAUUCGAUGCUGAAGAGCGAGCUGCGCGGCGUUAAGGGCGAUAUGAAGCGGCCAUUUGAUAAGGCGGCCAAAGACUAUGAGGCCAAGUUUAUCAAAAUCGAGAAAGAGAAAAAGGCCCAGGCCAAGGAGGCGGGCAUGGUGCGUACGGAGAUCGAUGCCGCUGUUGUGGCCGAUGAAAUGGAAAAGGAGCGCAGACUCUACCAGCUGCAGACCUGCGAGUAUCUGCUCAAAUACAAAGAGAUCAAAACAAAAACUGGCAUUGAGCUGCUGCAGCACUUCAUCGAGUAUUAUCACGCGCUGAAUAAUUACUUCAAAGAUGGCUUGCAAACAAUCGAACACUUUGGCACGUACAUCGGCGAUUUGAGCGACAAGCUGCAUGUGAUCAAGCAGAAGCAGGACGAGGACAGGCGCAGCCUUUUGGAUCUGCGAACGUUGUUGCGCAGCACGCCGGACUUUGAGCGUGUCGAUAAUGUGCAAGCAUCGGAGAAUCGCAGUGGUGGUGCGGGUGCCGGUUACUCGCUCCAUCAGCUCCAGGGCGACAAACAUCAUGGUGUAACACGACAGGGGCAUCUACUGAAGAAGAGCGAAGGCAAGGUGCGGCGGGUGUGGCAGAAGCGACGCUGUCGGGUCACCAGUGAUGGGUUUCUCGACAUAUUCCAUGCAGACGAAUCGAAGCCACCGACGCGUGUUAAUCUGCUCACCUGCCAGAUAAAACCGGUGCCAGAUGAUAAGCGCGGCUUCGACCUAAUCAGCUACAAUCGUCCAUAUCAUUUUCAAGCGGAGGACGAAUCGGAUCAGAAGGCCUGGAUGGCAGUGUUGGUGAAUUGCAAGGAGAAGGCACUGACCAAGGCCUUCCAGCAUGCCAAUCCGCAGAUGAGUCCCAGCUUGGUUGAACUGCAAAAGACAGUGAUUCGUUAUGUGCAGCUGUUGCCGGGCAACGAUCGUUGCUGCGAUUGUGGAUCUCGCAACGAUGUGACCUGGAUUAGUCUAAACUUUGGCAUACUCGUCUGCAUACAGUGCUCGGGUGUGCAUCGAGAUCUGGGCGUUCAUCAUUCACGCAUCCAAAGUCUUACGCUCGACAAUCUAACAACGGCAAAUCUGUUGAUAGCACGCGCCAUGGGCAAUAGCACAUUGAAUGACAUUAUGGAGGCCAAGCUGGGCAGGGGCAAGCUUAACCACGAGAGCAGCAUGGAGGAGCGAUACGACUUUAUACGCGCCAAAUAUGUUGCGAAGCGCUAUGUAAUGCGCACCUGCGCCGAUGACAACGAUUUGCGCUGCGACCUGGAGCAGGCGAUAGUCAAUGCGGACAUGAGCCAACUGCUGCAGGUGUGGGCUGAGGGCGCCGAUCUCACCUGCUGUUUACCCAGCUCCGAUUCGGGCGAAACAGCUCUCCAUUUAGCUGUGCUCCGCGAGGGUGGUUCUACGCUUCAUAUUGUUGAUUUUCUUAUACAGAAUAUGCCGCCCAAGGGCCUGAAUAAGGCCACCAAUCCGGCCGGAGUGCUAGAUGUUAUGGGCAAGAAUACGCCGUUGCAUCUUUGUGCUCUUCACGAUCGUCGCGAAUGCAUGAAGCUGCUCUUGCGCUCAGGAGCAGACUAUGAGCUGCGCAAUUCACAGAACAAAACUGCGCUGGAUAUUGCCAAAGAGAUGGGUCACAAUAGCUGCAAGGAGCUGAUUGAAUGUGCCAUAAAGCGAGAGAAGAGCGCCUUUGAUCACAUCAACACAGAUUGGAAUCUGCCCAAUGAGGAUGGCUCUACAGAUUUCAGCGAUGAUGAAACUGUUAUAGAUGAGCGCAAGUCCCGUUCACGUCCACCCAGCUUUGCUGGUGGCGAUUCGCCUGUGCUGCGUUCCCGAUCAUCGACUUGCGAUUCGAUACAGUCCAGUUCUAGUCCAAUUGCCAAUUGUCCGAGCCGGCAAUUUACGUUGCCCAGCUAUACGCAAUCGGCGGGCACAUCGCCCAAGCAGCACACGAAUGUUGGCCAGUAUUUGGGAAGUGGCAACAAUCUGGGCGUGGUCAGCAGUAAUAACAAUAGCAAUAGUGGCAAUGGCGGUGGCUCCAGCCCCAGCUCGGCGUGCAGCCAAAACGUACGUGGCACUAGGAACAGCUUAAAUAUGCAGAGCGAGCUGGGUCACGUGACGGGGGCCAGGAAAUCGACGUCCACAGCUAAUAUGAAUUCGCUGAAGAAGCGCACAGCGCCUGCACCGCCGCCGGGUACUCCGGCCAGUAUAUUCUAUGGCACACUGCCGCAUCCGCCCAGGCAUUCACAGAAUAUGGAUGCCAACGAUAUUCGCUCUAUUAAUCACAAGAAUCAGUCCAUGGAUGCGUAUGGUACGCUGCCGCACAUGAGGAGCGUGGAAAGCUCACCAAGGAUAACAGGCAGCAUCAGUGGAAGUGGUGGUGGUGCAGUUGGUGGCAAUGGCAGCAAUAGCAGCUUAAUGCCCAUGACUACCUUUGGCCAUAAGCGUUCUCCCAGUGGAGAGUCAUUGAACCGCAAUAUCCAUCUAGCCGGCGCAAAGCUCGUGCUGCCGCCCACUGGAGAGCUGCCCACACUAAAGCAUGUCGAUAAAUCGGCGCUGAUGAGACCAAAAAUACCACCACCCGGUCCGCCAGCAGAGCGUGAGAUACCAAAUGGACAGUCAAAUGAGAGCAUCAGCUCUAUGGAUGAGGGUCCGAUUGCGCCGCCACGCAAGCGCAAGCAACAAAACUUGUUGAGAUUAGAGCAUUCCAGCGAGGAAACGCUCAUCAAUCAAUCAGCCAAUUUUACGGAUUAUGAGUCCUGGCAUACGGAUAUGGACUCCUCUGGUGGUGGUCUAGAUCAUUCCGCCGAUUCGAAUAUUUCUUCUAGCGACAAUGACAGGCUAAACAGCUCGCCCGAUAAUCAACUGAAGAACGCAGCUGGCUCCGUCUCAAAAUUGCAUUAUAAUGGACAGCGUCGCUGUCGAGCGCUUUACGAUUGCGUUGCGGACAACGAUGAUGAGCUGGAGUUUAAGGAAGGUGAAAUAUUGAUUGUGCUUAAUGAGCGCACCGAUGAUGAGAAUUGGAUGGAGGGCAUCAUUGAGGGGCAUCCGGCGAGGCGUGGCAUGUUUCCCGUUAGUUUUGUACAUAUGUUGCCCGACUAAAGGGCAGCACAGCUCUUCUGUGCGUCUGUAUAACUGUGUGAGAGUAUGCUUGUAUGAAGGUGUGUGUGCGAGUGUGCAUUUGUAUGAUUGGGUGCAUGUAUUAUACAAAACAAAAACAAGAUAUUAUUUAUUACACUUUUUAAUCGCAACAACUACAAUUAUAUGUAUUAUUUUUUUAUUGGUUUAUUUUGUUGUAAACAGACAUUUUGGUGUCUUGUUCUAUCAACUUAAACCAAAUCAUUUAUUAUUCUCUAUGAUUAUUA